UCAGCCUGGUAUAUAUAGCCAGAGAAGCUACCAGAGGUCUCCUGGCAGCCAACAUGAAGGUCUUAGUCUCGCUCUGCGUCUUUGUGCCCCUGCUGGCACUGGCCACAGCAGAGGACGAAGCAGUUCUGGAUUCCAUCCUGAGAGACAGAUCUCACAUCGAGGAAACGCUGAGGCUCGCAGCCGAUGAGAAAGCUGGAGAUUAUGCUGCUGCGUUACAGAGGCUGAGGAAGAUCUACCACAACUCCAUCAGGCCCAUGGAGCAGGCCUACAAAUACAACGAGCUCCGACAACACGAGAUCUCAGCCUACCCGGGACGCACACUGGGGGAUUCGGCCACAGAUGGAGAAAUCACCUCCAAACCUAUGGUGCUGUUCCUUGGGCCGUGGAGUGUGGGCAAGUCCUCCAUGAUUAACUACCUGUUGGGUCUGCUGGACACCCCUUACCAGCUGUACACAGGUGCUGAGCCAACUACCUCAGAGUUUACCGUCAUCAUGCACGGCGAGAAGAUCCGCACGGUGGAGGGUAUCGUAAUGGCUGCUGACAGCUCUCGCUCCUUCUCCCCGCUGGAGAAGUUUGGUCAGAACUUUUUGGAGAAGCUGGUUGGCAUUGAGAUGCCACACUCGCUCCUGGAGAGGGUCACUUUUGUGGACACACCUGGAAUCAUUGAGAACCGCAAACAGCAAGAGAGAGGUUACCCAUUCAACGACGUCUGCCAAUGGUUUAUUGAUCGUGCAGACCUCAUUUUUGUGGUUUUUGAUCCAACCAAGCUGGACGUCGGUCUUGAGUUGGAGAUGCUUUUCCGGCAGCUGAAAGGUCGGGAGUCUCAAAUCCGUAUUAUCCUCAAUAAAGCAGACAGUCUCGCGACCCAGGACCUCAUGCGGGUCUACGGUGCUCUCUUCUGGAGUCUGGCGCCCCUCAUCAAUGUGACCGAGCCCCCACGUGUCUAUGUCAGCUCAUUCUGGCCCUACGACUAUGCCCCGGACACCAGCCGCGAGCUCUUCAAGCGUGAGGAAAUCUCCCUACUGGAAGACCUGAACCAGGUCAUUGAGAAUCGUCUUGAAAACAAAAUCGCCUUCAUCCGCCAGCAUGGCAUCCGCGUUCGCAUUCACGCCCUGUUAGUGGACCGCUACGUGCAAACCUUCAAGGAGAAGAUGAGCUUCUUUAGCGACCCCGAACUGGUUUUCAAGGAGAUUGUAGACGAUCCUGACAAGUUCUACAUUUUUAAGUCUAUCCUAGCCAAAACUAACGUGAGCAAGUUUGACCUGCCCAAUCGAGACGCGUACCGGGAUUUCUUCGGGAUCAACCCUAUUAGUAGCUUCAAGCAGCUGUCCGCCCAGUGCUCCUACAUUGGCGGUUGCCUGCUGGAGAAGAUCGAGCGCGCAAUCACCCAUGAACUGCCAUCCCUGCUCGGCAGCAUCAAUUCUGGCAAGAACCCGGCCCUGUCCUCCUGCGAGGUCACCGGCUGCGGGGAGAAGCCCAAAAACCGCUAUCGGCGAAACUGAAAGAAGAAAACCAGGCGGGAGGAGGAGGAGAGAAAAGGAAGGAGCGAACAAACCGAGGAGGAGCAGUAGAGCUAAUCCUGUUCCUGCUGCGGGUCCGUUUCAGGUCAAUGGAGACGGGACUUUUUUUUUUUUUUUUCCUGCAUGAUGUGGGGAUGUUUGAGGGAGGGGGACUCUGGGAUUGGGUUGGAGGGAGGGUGUUGAGAUGGUGUUUCAUGUGAAUGUGAGGAGAGAGAGAGCGGCGAAUUAACUCCUCUGUUUCCGCAAUACUUUUAUAAACUGUCUGCAGUUUUUGGAGGGAAAAUGUGUACGCAUGACAAACACAAAAAAAAUGGCUGACACGCUUUUAAAAACAUGUAAAAAAUGGCAAAAAUAAAAUAUCCUCAGACUGAAAA
Molecule: messenger RNA, 1894 nt
Organism: Danio aesculapii
Lineage: Eukaryota; Metazoa; Chordata; Actinopteri; Cypriniformes; Danionidae
Gene: srlb
Product: sarcalumenin
Exons: 7
Coding region: 54-1502 (482 amino acids)
Molecular function (GO): GTP binding
Source: RefSeq, a predicted model, not a curated record